Messenger RNA from Stegodyphus dumicola, 2845 nucleotides. RefSeq lists its product as uncharacterized. NCBI's taxonomy places the organism in Eukaryota, Metazoa, Arthropoda, Arachnida, Araneae, Eresidae. The record is from RefSeq and is a predicted model, not a curated record.
CCGCUCUCUUGCUAAGCUUCCUUGUUUAUGGCGGAGCGGUUCAGUAUGUGAUCCUUCGGUUAUCUUGAAUCGUAGCAAUCCGUUUCCCGUUAAUCGUAUCUUCUCUCGCUCUUCUUCCUCUAGAAUCAUGUGCUGCAUCAUCCACAUUAGUCAUCUUGUGAAAAAAAAAGAGGGCUUGUUUAUGUAGUAACGGUUUGAGAACAGUUAACGAAAGAUGAUUAUAAACAGUAUUUCACGGACAAAACAUCGAAGUGUGGAAAAGCAUAGUAUUGUAUACUAUGAGAGUUUAUGAUUUUAACUACUGCUUUCCAAAUAAACCGUGAUGAGCAUAGAAAGAAAGAAGCUUUCGAAUUUUCUGUAUAUCCAGUAUGAUCUCCUGAUAUUAAGCUUUUUGAUUUUAUUUGCUGCUGUUGGUUCUGUGCAAGGCGAAGCCAUUACAGUAAAUGGUAAUCCACCUAUCGUAAAACAUCUCCAAUUUCCUUAUAGAACACAAUAUGCUUAUGGAGAUUUGGCUGAUUAUGGUUUUCAUCAAAAAGCACCUGCCUUCUCAAAAAAGCCUGCUAUUGUAAGCGAUAAAAUAUUCCAGAUUGAACCAUCUGAUGCAACUGAUGGUCUGAAGUAUUCACAGCCUGCAGUUAAUUACCAUCAGCUCAAUUCCUUCCCUAAUAUUAAAGUGCCUUUAUCUUCUCUUCUAAAAGACAGAAUAUUUCAAAUACCUUCUCAGCUUCAUAAUUCAGAAAAAAUGCAAGGACAAGCCUUCUCUGCUAGUAAAGUGACUGAAAAAGGCUCAUCUAAACCCAUGAGAGAUAUAAGGUACCUGGAUCCCGUGUUGGAGAAAACAUCUCAGCUGUCAGAUGCUGUUGUGGAAUCAGAGUACAAAAUCAGAGAUGGAGAUUUUGAUAAUGUCUUUUUAUCUGAUACGAGUUUUAAUGGCGAGUCAACACAUUUUUAUAAAGAAGAUAAAAAUAAUUUUACAGAUUCAAGUGAAAAUUUACUUUCUAUUUCAUCUGAUGCCGUUUUAAGUUAUGAAACUCCUGUAAAUUUUUCUAAAGAUAUAGCUGUGGAUAAACAUAGCCCUAGAUAUUCUGAGGAAGAUGUGUCUAGUCUUUAUUCAGAUACCAAAACAUCUGAAAACUCUAAUUAUAAUUUAUCAACUAACUUGCCAAUUUUAAAGACAGUUUUGCCUGAAUUUACUACUCAGACAUCUGUAGUGUUCAGCACUCAUCUGUAUAUAGAAUUUGUAAAUCAAACUAAUUCUUCACAAAAUGGUAUGAUUACACUUCCAUCCACACAUACUGAUGGAAAUAUUUCAACUGCAAUGCCAUCGUUAGAGAAUGAAACCAAUAAGCUGUCAUCAGGAACUGUUGCAGGCAUAGUAAUUGCUGUUCUAGUGUGUAUAACUCUUUUAUCAAGUGCUGUGAUAUAUCUAUUAUAUAGAAAAUACAAUGGGAAGUGUACUAGUGUAGUUGAAAGCAAGUUCAACUCUGACAACUGUGGGUAUUUAGAUGAUAGCCUGCGUAGCAGUAUAUAUUUAAAUAAUCAUAUUGAACUUCCAAAGGAAAGUUCAGAAGAGAUGACAUCUUUGGAUAAUGACUCCUUUUUAAACAGUUUAGAAACUAUGACAAUACAGAAUUAUUGGGCUGAUAAUUCUAAGAAUACAAAAGUGUAAAUAAUUUUAAGCAUGAUUUAAUAUUAUUACAAUUAAAAUUGUUUAUAACUGUAUCAUAUUUGUAUUUGUCUUUCAAAAAAUUAUUUAUAUACCUCUUGUCACAUUUUUGUUUCAAUAAUUUUAUUCAAGGUAUUCAUGUACGGUAAUAGAUAUGUGAUUUCAAAGCAAGGGAUGCUCAUAGUCAGAUCAUCCCUGUAAAAGUGACAUCUAGCUCUUGGAGCAGUAUGUUAAAAAUAAAAAAAUAAAAAAGAAAUAAAUAAAAUUAAAAAAAAGAAAAAGGAAAGAAAAAAAAAAAAAAAAGAAAAAAACGUGUGAAAGCUAUUAUAUAAAAUGCCAUAAUGUAAACACAAAAGAUUAGAAAACCGUUGUAGUGUAAUAUUACUUAGCCAAUUAUCUCAUAGUGUUUUCUUAGAUUCUGUUUUAUUUUAUUAUAAUAAAAUUUUAUUUUAUUAUAAUUCUUAGAUUUGUUUUAUUUUAUUAUAAUAAAAAAGUCUAAAACUGAAAAGUAUUUAUGUGCCAGUAUUGCAUACCAUUUUUACCUUUGUUGAUAACUGUGUAACUUCAAAAUAAAAAUUAAACUGUGAAGCUAAAAUAAAGGUAUCUAAAUGCUUAUAUCUUGCAUGCCUUUUAUGGGCUUGCUGGUAACUGUAAUUUCUUGUGAUACUUGUCUUUCAAACAUUGAAUGUAACUUAAAAUAAGUAUAAGAUAAAGAUUGAUGAUCUUGUAUUUCCUUUCAAACUUUCUUUACAUGCAGUUUUUUUUAAUUUAUUAUUUAAUUUGCUUUAGUGUACUAAAAUAAGUUAUUGUUUUGAUUCUCUGGAACUCUAUUUACAUAAAUCACUACUUAGAUUUAAAAAAAAAAGUGGUUUAAAUGUGUAUUUAUAUGGAAAGUUAACUAAUGUAUUAGUUGUCUUUUUCCACGUGUUCAUUUUGUUUUUUAAAUUUUGUACGUGUAUUUUGCAUUGUCUGAUAUUUAGAAAAAAGCACAUGUUUAUUUCACAAAAUGUCUUUAGUAUUUACUUCCCACUUGAUUAACAGUACUUUAAAAAAGCCUUUUGUUCUUCAUUCAUUGUUUGUAUUAAAAGAAAUAUAUAAGUGAAUGUUUACAUAACGAGUCAUAAAAUAUUUCUUCACAUUUGUAAAAACCUCGUAUGAAUAAAGAUUUUAUUUAAAGGA